AUGCCGGAGAUGAUAGAAUACCUUGGAAGAAUUGGAUACACCGCAAACCUCAACAAGCUGAAUAUAAUCCAUAUCACUGGUACCAAGGGGAAGGGGUCCACAAGCGCCUUCACAGAUUCCAUCCUUCGCCAUGCCGUGCCGCACUGGAAGAUUGGCUUGUACACUUCUCCGCACCUGGUUGCGGUGCGCGAGAGAAUAAGAAUCAAUGGGGAACCAAUAUCGGAGGAGGACUUUACCAGGGUUUUUUACGAAGUGUGGGACCGGUUAGACUCCAAUGACGUGAGAGCCAAUCCGAAUACGUCUCCGAAACCCGCGUACUUCCGUUUCAUGACUCUUGUGGCAUUUCAUGCCUUUCUGUCGCUGAAAGUGGACGCGACAAUUCUUGAAGUCGGUGUCGGUGGAAGGUAUGACAGCACAAAUAUCGUUCCCAGACCGGUCGUCACUGGGAUUUCCUCACUUGGCUUGGAUCAUACUGCUGUGUUGGGCAAAACGAUCGAGGAAAUAGCCUGGCAAAAGGGUGGAAUCUACAAGGAGGGCGUACCUGCGUUGACGAUGGAGCAACCAGAGGAGGGUAUGCAAGUCCUCCAGCAGCAAGCGCGCGAUCUCAAGGCCUCUGAAUUUACCGUCGUGUCAUCAACGCCAGGGCUGUCCAUCAUCAAACUAGGGCUUGCGGGUGCACAUCAAUAUCAGAACGCCAACCUCGCAGUGCACCUCGCGAAAGUCUUCCUUCGCGAGAAGACAUCCACAAAGGUCGAGGCAGGGCUCCCAGAGUCCUUCGUCACCGCGCUCAAAGCCACGAAAUGGCCGGGCCGCUGCCAGACCGUGCCGGACCUCCAGAACACCGACAUCACCUGGUUCCUGGACGGCGCGCAUACCGUCGAGAGCCUUCAAUGCAGCAUGCAGUGGUUUGUCACUCCCGAGGUGGCGUUGAGUUCCACAGGGUUCUCCCUCCGGAUUCUGGUAUUCAACUGCACUCAUGGCCGGUCGGCCAAAUCGCUCUUGAGAUCUAUCGUGACGAAUGUAGCGGCGCAAUUGCAGCUGCACGAUCGUCAGGACGACCCUGGCAUGUUCUUCGACCACGUCAUCUUCUGUACAAACGUGACGUACGAAGACGGCGGCUUCAAGGGCGAUUUGACGGCGGUGUCCAUCUCGACGGACGAGCUGCUCCACCUCACGACACAGCACGAACUCGCGUCCGCGUGGUCCUCACUCGUCCCCACCUACUCUUCCGACCACGUACACGUCCUCCCUUCCAUCCAGCAUGCAGUGAACCUUGUACGGCAUUUGCAGACAGAAACCACCGCCGCCCACGUGGAUGUGCUCGUCGCAGGCAGUUUGCAUCUAGUCGGCGGCAUGAUAGAGGUGGCAGGUCUGUCUUCCGUGGCAUUAUAG
Messenger RNA from Sparassis crispa, 1392 nucleotides. RefSeq names its product Folylpolyglutamate synthase. Gene Ontology annotation, molecular function: tetrahydrofolylpolyglutamate synthase activity; ATP binding. The record is from RefSeq and is a predicted model, not a curated record. The coding region runs from base 1 to 1392 and encodes 463 amino acids. NCBI's taxonomy places the organism in Eukaryota, Fungi, Basidiomycota, Agaricomycetes, Polyporales, Sparassidaceae. The transcript is spliced from 10 exons. Gene Ontology annotation, biological process: tetrahydrofolylpolyglutamate biosynthetic process. Gene Ontology annotation, cellular component: cytoplasm; cytosol; mitochondrion.